Molecule: messenger RNA, 904 nt
Organism: Dermacentor albipictus
Lineage: Eukaryota; Metazoa; Arthropoda; Arachnida; Ixodida; Ixodidae
Source: RefSeq, a predicted model, not a curated record
CGAUAGUGCCAUCCAAGCAGCACGUUCAAGAAAUGAUCUUGUGCUUGCUGCACGAACUUCACAUGGUAGCUCUGUUGCUCUUUCUGGGAGUGAUGAAUCAGGCGUUCGACCUCGUCUGGGUUUUUCUGCCGACGAUCGCCGGUACAACAACUUCACGCCGCUUGGAUUGAGGACGCUUCGAAAUCAACACAAAUUCUGACACAUGGCCGCAGUCAAGAUCAUCACUCAAGCGAGUCACGUUGGACACACCUCUCUAAGAUAUGCGCAUGUCCGUGACGUAAUGCGCAAGGGACAGUAUAAAACCUCGGCCAAAGGAUUGCUUCACCAGAGGGCACGGCGAAACGGCUGCGACCGUGCCGCUGACCAAGAAAUUCGUUCUUCUUAUGCAGUUUUCAAGGCCUGCAACGUGAAGUUGAUCAGCUUGGUCGGCGUGAUGGAGGUGCUCAAGCAGCACUGGGAGGAGUACACGGCGGUGCCAUGCGUGAAGGGGAUGCUAUCAAGGGCCUUCCCGGACUUCAGCGAAGAAUGUUCCAUGAGCGGAUCCUAUGGAAAUUCAAUUAAAUGCAUGCAGUCACCAGAAGCCUUCGCGGUCAUCGGAAAGAAACAGCAGGAGGCCGUGGCACCAGCUUUCAAAUGCCUCAUCGACAACGCCCUGCCUUGAAGAACGUCGACGCAGCUGCAGAGACAAGGCUUUCAGUGCUGUCUACAAGACUGAAUUUUCUAGACUUGCGCACUUCCAGAAGUGCUCUGCGACGACUUGAAAAUAAGAUUGUUUGGAAGUUUCGAGCACAUUAUUAGUUGACAAUCCGAUAUUAUGGCUGAGUCCACAUAACUAGUUACUCCAUCAAGCAUGGUGCACUUGCUUUUUAUUUUACUUUUACAAUAAAAAAUACUGUGCAAGACA